GCGGCGCACGCGCGCGCGGCGUGACGUCACGCGGCGUCUUCCACGUCGCUCAGCUGGGGUUGUCCCGUAGCCCCGCGCCGUGGCCGCUGUCGUCAAACUUUUAACAACAACAACGACGCGCAAAGGGAUACAAAAAAAGCCACUGAGCAGAAAUAAAGUAUCAAACCCAAGUGCCAAAGUAAAGAUUCACCUCAAAGACACAUUCCAAUGCAGUUUCUGCCAUGAAGACAUACUUUUGUUGUGGAUACUCUACAAAGAAAUGUAAUGGUCAAUAGAAUAGUCCACACAUUCUUGUUCCUUCAUAAGUGAACCAAAACGCAAUUGCAUUCCUAUAUUUACAAGCCAGGAUCGUGUACUACAUUAAUCGUUUUGCCUCGGUGCCAGUGAAAAUGUUAACACCAUCGCAGAGCUCGUCCGCUGGACCAGUCAUGUGAUUCGCCAUCCUUGGAAGUGGGAAGAAAGCAAACGUGAAAAGCAGUGUGCUUGCGAAAAUGGAUUUUUCCAAGUUUCUGGAGGAGGACUUUGAUGUGAAGGACUGGGUGAAUGGAGCCUUCAAGGCUGCACAGAAGGAGGCUCCUGGCAAGGUGGACGGUCAUGCGUCCACACUUGUCAUGAAGUUACAGCUAUUUAUACAGGAGGUCAACAAUUCUAUUGAAGACAUCAGUCAGCAGGCCGUACAAAACCUUCCGCGUGUGCUCAAGGAUGUGGAGGCCGUGCGGCAGGAGGCCACAUUUCUGAAGGAGCAAAUGGCUCUGGUGAAAGAGGAUAUCCGCAAAGUGGAGCAGGACACGGCUCAGUCCAUGCAGGUUCUCGUGGAAAUUGACAAGGUGAAGUCACGGAUGCAAGCUGCGGCAGAGGCCCUGCAGGAGGCUGACAAGUGGACCACGCUGAGUGCCGAGAUUGAGGACGUUUAUAAAACGCAGGAUGUACAAUUGAUUGCCGGGAAGCUGACAGGCUUGCAGAGUAGCCUGGCCAUGCUCGUGGACACCCCCAACUACUCCGAGAAGUGUGUGCACCUGGAGUCUCUCAAAAAUCGCCUGGAAGCGCUGGCCAGCCCACAUAUUGUAACCGCCUUCACUUCUCAGUCUGUAGAACAAUCGCACAUGUUUGUGAAUGUGUUUGGGGAUAUCGAUCGGAUGCCGCAGCUCCUCGCCUAUUACUACAAGUGUCACAAAAGCCAGCUGGUGUCUGGUGCCUGGAAGGAUCUGACCCAGAGUGACAUGGAGCCGGCACAACAGCUGCAAGAGUUCUUUGAUGUCCUGCUGAGCACAUGGCAUUCCCAGGUUCAGUGGUGCAGCCAGGUGUUCCGGAAGCCUUACGAGGUGGUGACGAUCCUGCUGAUCCAGACGCUGGGAGCAACCGUACCCUCGAUCCCAGAGCGUGUGCGAGCCACCGUUGACGCGGCCCCUGCUGAAGCCAGGCUCUGUGUGCUGCUGGAGCUUUACGAGAUCACCGUACACUUCGCCCGGGGACUCGAGGCAGCUAUGGUGCCUCACUUGGAUGAGAUGAACCUCUUGAAGCUGGGAGAGCUGGUGGAGGCCGUUUACAAGCCAUACCAGCAGUACCAACUGGACUACGGAGAUCUGGAGGAGCACAACCUGCUCAUUCAACUCAGUGCCGUCCCAUUGGAGCGAGGAGACCUCAUCGACUGCGUGCAGGAGAUGAGCCAAUCGGUGAACAAGCUUUUUACCCUGGCCUCUUCUUCGGCCGAGCGGUGCAUCAAGCUUACAGAUGGGCUUGGUGUUUGCGGGCUUCUCCGGGCUCUCAGGGCACUCUUUUCCAAGUAUGUGUCGGAUUUUUCCGGCACGCUCCAGUCCAUCCGGAAGAAAUGUCGUUUAAAUGAGCAGGUGAUUGGAGCUCAAUUCCAAGAGGAUUGGACAGCCUUUCAAAACUCCAUACGAAUCAUAGCAACGUGUGGAGAGCUGCUGAGGCAGUGUGCCGAUCAUGAGCAACAGCUCGUCAGCAAAAUCAUGACGAUGGCUGGCAAGUACUUGUCGGAGAGCUACAGCCCUUGCAGCCUCGCAAGUCUGGCGGAGAGCAGCCCCGUGGAGCGCAGGCCCGGCGGCAAGAACCCAUGGCAGGACUACAACUACCUCGUCCGUGGCAGCUCCCCCGACUACGCCCGCCUCAUGGAGCUGCUCUUCACCCUGAAGGAGAAGGGCGCGGGGGGCAGUAACCUGCUGGUGGAGUGCAAGACGGCACUGUCGCGCCUCAACCAGCAGGCUCACCAGCUGGCCUUCGACGCCGUCUUCCUGUGCAUCCAGCAGCAGCUGAGCUUGGUGCCACGCAUGGAGGUAUGGAGCAGCGGCUCGGGAGCAGAAGUGCUUACAGAUGACCUGCCAACAUUCGGCUUGUCACCCUUUGAAUACAUAACCAAUAUUGGGCAGUACAUCAUGUCCCUGCCUCUCCACCUGGAGCCCUUCGUGACGCAGGAAGACCCAGCACUGGAGCUCGCGCUGCGCACAGGGAAGCUGCCCUUCCCUCCAGAGCAGGGUGAGGAGUCCCAGGAGCUGGACAACAUGGCCGACUACUGGCUGGGUUCAGUGGCCCGAGCCACAAUGCAUAUGUACGGAGAGAUGAUCCUGCAGAUCAACCUGCUGUCCCCUCACUCCACCAAGCAGCUCGUCACCGACAUAGACUACUUGGUGAACGUGAUGGAUGCCAUCGGACUGCAGCCGUCGCGAGCCUUGCAGCAAAUCCUGACGCUGCUGAAGGCCCGCGCCGAAGAUUUCCGGCAGGCCGCCAAGUCUGUCCCUCGCCGUAUGGCCAGUUCCGUGGCCGCCAUGAGGGCCAUUGACUACUGAACCUGGGGCAACGGCUCUGUGGCCCGCGGUGUUGAUUAGCCGGUGGCCCGCAGCAAAGAGGGAACACAUCUUUUUUCAGAGUGAACGUUUCCCACAAUAAUAUGGAAAUUACGUUUUUUAAGCAGGGUAGGAUGUGUCGUGGAGCGCAGUGUCGGGAAUUCCAAAUGGGAUUGUGAGCAACCUCUGAUGUGCAUCGCGAGAGGGAGUUGUUAGAAUUGUGCAUGUACAGCCCUUUAGCCAGUCCACUCCUAGAUGAGAGCCCCACCCCCUCCCGAUGCUGUGUGGAUCGUGGGAAUUAUUUGACUAUGGCUAUUGGUUGGCGUAGGCGUGGAGCAUGACCAUGGAAGCAGUACAGUUCAAUUUAUUUUCCGUGCUGCCCUCUGCUGCCCACAACCCCGAAGCCUAUAACACCUGUUAAGCGCUAUCCAGGCUCCAGCCUGCUUCGCUUCCAAGAUCUGAUGAGACAGGUUGCAUUCUUGGUGAUUUAGUCAUUAGUGUUGUGAGGAUAGGUAUACCAAAUUUGUAGGUAACGGUCCUAGAGUCUGAUCAAAGUUCGAUCUGUAAUUUUAAAGUUGUCUUUUGAGAGCAACUAAUGUUCCAAAUGUGUACAAAGUGCAAUUAUUGUGUGAGAAAAGCUAAUUUUUUGGUUGUUGGUAACAUCAGUACAUUUUUAGUACAAUAUUCUCAACGUUACCUAAAAAUCACCAUAAUGCAGUUUACUGCAUGCUGUAUGUACACACGUAACUUUAUGAAGUAUUAAAUAAUAUAAUCUGUACGCUUAUGGAAACGCCCCAGUGAAAUGUGGAGAAGAUAGAUCGGAAGCUUGGCGUGUAGUUAUUUCUAAAAUUCCGCUUGGGAAACUUGAGCUGGCGCAUGGCAAAACAUGAAGAAAAUUACUGCUGUAUAUUUCAAAUGAUGGGUUUGACAAAACGAAUCGGUGCAGGAACCAAUUAAAUGUGUUGAUGUGUAAACAGUUUGGUCUGGGGCACAUGUUGAACUUGUAUUUUUGUACAGCGGUUAAGCAGAUUGAAUACAUUUGGUUUGCAAAGACAA
Messenger RNA from Lethenteron reissneri (Far Eastern brook lamprey), 3857 nucleotides. It is a transcript of the gene COG7, whose product is annotated as component of oligomeric golgi complex 7. Gene Ontology annotation, cellular component: COG complex. Lineage: Eukaryota; Metazoa; Chordata; Hyperoartia; Petromyzontiformes; Petromyzontidae. Gene Ontology annotation, biological process: retrograde vesicle-mediated transport, Golgi to endoplasmic reticulum; intracellular protein transport; Golgi organization. The record is from RefSeq and is a predicted model, not a curated record.